GCAGCAGCCGCCGGGAGCCGCGCGCGCAGAGGGAGCGGCGGCGCCUUCGCGCGGGGAAAUCUCGCGAGAGUUGGCGGCCGGCGACCCCUGACACCGCGACGACCCUUGACCCCGCGACCACCGCGGCGACCCCGGCCCAGGCCCCGCCCCCCGCCGUCAUGGCCGCCCCGCGGCUGCCGCUGCUCCUGGCCCUGGCGCCCCUGGCGUGCGCGCUGCUGACGUCGGAGGAGCCGGCCCCGCUUUUCCGGAACCUGCGCAUGGAGCCCGCCCUGCUGCGCCUGUCCUGGGACGGAUACGUCACUUCCGGUUCCCACGACGUCCUGUGCAAGAAGGGGGCGGAGUCGCCGGUGUGGGCCCCCGCCGGCGGCUCCUUCUGCCGGUUCUCGUCCCUGUCGCUGUGUCACGUGACCAACUUUUCCGUCUUCCUCUACCGCGACCCCCACCGCUCGGCCGCCUCCAUCUUGUUCCCCGAGUCAGACCCCGACCGCGCCUCGGCUGCCACGAACCUGAGCUGCUGGGUGCACGACGUGGACGUGAUGACGUGUCGCUGGGGGCGGGGCCCCGGGGCGCCCGAGCACUUGCAGUACCAGAUGUUCUGGCGGGGCGCCUCGCAAGGCCGGGACCGGGACCGCGAGUGCGCGCACUAUGACCUCACGGACCAGCGGGGUGCACGGCUGGGCUGCCGGGUGGACAGAGCCACAGGGGCGGAGCUUCCGGCUUACGUGACCGUGACGGUGACUGGUGGGGGCGGGGCUUCCUGCACGGACCUCUCCCUGGACCUGCAGCGCACAGAGGUCCUGACGCCGCCCGCGCUCACCGCCGCCUGCAACGGGACCGAGGCCGCGCAGCUGCACUGGGAGAUGCGGAGCCGCUUCCACCGCAGGUUCCGUUACGAGCUGCAGAUCAACAAGUCUUCGCACCUGGAGCCUGAGAUCGAGGAGACGUCCGAGAGUCACUUCCGGGUCGCGACCCCCGGCUCCGCCUCCUUCCGCGUCCGGGCGAAGCCGACAUCGUCGCCACGGUUCAGCGCCUGGAGCCGCUCGGUGCGGCUGGACUGCGACCCCGCCGCCGCUGGGACCGGGAACCGCGGGACCGUCAUGGCCACCGCUCUGGCCACGCUGGGGGCGGGGCUGACAGCACUGGGGACGCUGCUGCUGUGCCGGAGGCCGCUGAGGGCGAAGCUGUUUCCUCCUAUCCCGCGGGUGAAGGAGCCGGGGCAGCGCGGGGAGGAAGCAGAGGAGGCGGUAGCGUGGGCGGCAGCGGCCACACCCGAGGACCCGGAAGUGACACACGUUACGGACGCAUGAGGCCCCCCCCCCUGCCCAUCACUCACAGGCGCAAUAAAGCCCCAGGGGCUUCUGGGAAAAAUAAAGAAAAAAAACGGA
This is a messenger RNA of Alexandromys fortis (reed vole), 1385 nucleotides long. It is a transcript of the gene Il3ra, whose product is annotated as interleukin 3 receptor subunit alpha. Gene Ontology annotation, biological process: cytokine-mediated signaling pathway. Gene Ontology annotation, molecular function: cytokine binding; cytokine receptor activity. NCBI's taxonomy places the organism in Eukaryota, Metazoa, Chordata, Mammalia, Rodentia, Cricetidae. Bases 159 to 1307 code for a protein of 382 amino acids. Gene Ontology annotation, cellular component: signaling receptor complex; external side of plasma membrane. The transcript has 12 exons. The record is from RefSeq and is a predicted model, not a curated record.